AUGGCUUUCGACCCUUUUCGUUCCAAGAACCUAAUCUACCGGGCGGUUGAAGACAAUCCCGAGGAUGAAGCCUUCCUCCACUCAAUCCAGCUUGACACAGUGUCCUUGUCAGGCAACACCAUCCAUCUCUUGGUUCCCCAGGGCAAGGCCCAUACCAAAAAGCUCUCGGACAUCCUCAGGAACAACGCCUUGAUCGCGGUCAUGAUUUGCCUACCUCCAGCCACUGACAGUGGCAAUGAGUCCGGAGCUACGGCCACACCGAUUGGAAUCAUUGCGCUUAGCAAAUCGCAUCCCAAUGGAGUUCAAAACCGCAAUGCGGGCAUCGCCAUUAGCAUCUACAAGGAUUUCCAGAACAAAGGGUACGGCUCGGAGGCAAUCCGCUGGAUUCUCGGAUACGCAUUCGUCAUGGCGGGGAUGCACAGCGUCAGCAUUGAGACAGUCAGUUUCAACGAACGCGCCAUCUACCUGUACAAAAAGUUGGGCUUUGUCCCGGAGGGCCGACGCCGACAGCAGGUCUGGUUCCGCGGGGCUUGGCACGACUUUGUGGAGUUGGGGAUGCUCGAGAGCGAGUACCGGGAGAUGCAGGAGAAGGAAGGCAAGUCGUGGGCGGAGGAUACGACUCUAUAG
Messenger RNA from Microdochium trichocladiopsis, 627 nucleotides. RefSeq names its product acyl-CoA N-acyltransferase. Gene Ontology annotation, molecular function: acyltransferase activity, transferring groups other than amino-acyl groups. The transcript has 2 exons. The coding region runs from base 1 to 627 and encodes 208 amino acids. NCBI's taxonomy places the organism in Eukaryota, Fungi, Ascomycota, Sordariomycetes, Xylariales, Microdochiaceae. The record is from RefSeq and is a predicted model, not a curated record.